AUGUCAUUGGAGUCAACCAUCACCAUGAGCCAAAGAAAUGGAUGGGAUCCGGCCAACACGCGGAUCUUCGACGUGUACAUCCAGGAUGGCAGCGCAUCGGAGCCCGGACCGCAUCAGCUAGAGGAUGUAUUUGCAUACAGCACCGCAGGUGCCACCGUGGUGAGCAGCGUGGCGACCACGAGCCCGGAGAGCGCGAGUGCGAGCGCCAGCACCAGUACCAGCGAGAGUGACGUGGGAAGUGACAUGGACGACGCGUCGCUUGUUAACACCGGCGCCGGCCGGCGCGUCAGCCUUUCGCCCGCGUCGCUGGCGCAUCGCUACGUGCCGCGGCCGCACGUCAAGCCGCCCAGGCUGGAUCUGAAUUCCAGCGGCGGCCCGGCCCACGGGCCGGGCGCGUCGCAGGCGCAGAUGCAGGGACAGGGCCCGGGGAAGGCGCAGGCGCUCUCCAUGCACAUGAACGCGCGGGCCGCGCUGCCGCUGUCGAUGCAGAGGCGACCUGAGGCGCUGACACACACAGCGCCGGUGCCAUACGGUUCGGCGCCCAGCUCGGCGCCAGCGGGUAUGCAUGCGCUAGCGAACACCGACAUCUGGUCUUCGCCCGUUGAAAACGCAUUUUUGGCAGCAUUACGCAUCAUCAUGAAGAACGGCACGUCGAAGAUCAAGCUGCGCGACCGCAACUACGGUCGUAACGAGCUCAUAUCGCUGUUCAUCCGCCACAACGUCGGAGAGCAUCGCACGAAAAAGCAGAUUUCGUCGCAUAUACAAGUGUGGAAAAAAUCCAUUGUCAGCAAGCUGCAGAAUAACCUCGAGCUCUCGCCGUACGAACGCGAGCUGCUCGAGCUCAUCGAGAACGGCGCGCGCCAGACGCAGGAAAACAAGAUUCUGUUCAACAAGGUGUUCUGCGAGAUCCUGGACGCUACAGACGCCAGCAGCGUGCGCGGCGGUGGCGGUGGUGCGGGGCGCGUGGUCACGAAUCCGCCCGUGGCGCCUGCGGCGCCAACGGCCGUCCCAGUCCCCGCCGCUGCCGACUAUACGGCCAUGGAGCACGCGAUCGAGCCCCCAAUGGACCACAACAUGCACCACGCAGGUCGCCCGCUUGUGAGCGCGCCCGCCCGUUUUUCGGACUCGGCCGUGGAAGUCGUUCGCGAGCCCCAGACCCCGCUCGAGUACGCGAAGCGUGUGUACAGCAAUCUGAGGUCGUACAAGUGUGUUCCCGUCAACAUGCAGGAAUACGCUCCGCACCACCAGGCGCCCACGCCAGUUUCAGCUUUGGCGGAACCGGUAGACAUGUCCGUUGGCGCGUUGCCAACGAGCACACCCGACUCUGGCGCGCUGCAGGCAGCCAAAGAAGUGGAAAUGCAGCAGCGCCGCCUCAUACAGUCUCUGUACGCCACGCCGGGAUCGUCUGACGUCCAUCGCAGUUUCGUUGGCGGGGAUCCCACGGGUAGCGACGCAAGGCAAGUGCCACAUCAUCAGCAGAUGCAUACGCCCUACCUCAUGCCCGCGCAAUCUUACAGCAGCAGCUCUGAGACCUUUACAGGCGAAUAA
Messenger RNA from Lachancea fermentati, 1548 nucleotides. The record is from the annotation of a GenBank genome assembly. Lineage: Eukaryota; Fungi; Ascomycota; Saccharomycetes; Saccharomycetales; Saccharomycetaceae.